Molecule: messenger RNA, 3396 nt
Organism: Serpula lacrymans var. lacrymans S7.9
Lineage: Eukaryota; Fungi; Basidiomycota; Agaricomycetes; Boletales; Serpulaceae
Exons: 7
Coding region: 1-2949 (982 amino acids)
Source: RefSeq, a predicted model, not a curated record
AUGCCUCCCCAGAUAUAUCAUCACAAACCCGCCCGGCCACACCACAGCAGCUUAACUAUACCCUGCGAGAAUUCUCAGUGCAACCGCUGGUUUCGCAGUGUCUCCGGUUUGAAAAAACAUGUGCGCUCUUGUCAUGUCAGCGCCCCCAGCCAUCCACUUCCUCCUGAGCACCCAGCACUUUCACCACCAGCUGAAAACGAACUAGAAAGCAACUUCGAACCAUUUGACGGACAGGAUGAGCAAGAAAAUCCGCUAUCCAAUGAGCCAUUAGAAGAUCAGGCUCAAUGUGAGAUUGAAUACCAUCCUUUUCUAGAUGGACGGCCUUGUGAUGAAAACGGGAACUUUCUACCUCCUGGAGCAAAACCUGUACUACCCGAAACCCCGUCAACCAAUGAUUGGUCCCCAUACCGGGAUCGUGUUGAGUUUGAGACGGCGGAACUCCUCUACAAAAAGGUACAGAUGUCUGGGGGAGAUAUUAAUGCCCUUGUAGAUCUGUGGAGGGCCUCGUUCAUCAAAAAUGGUCUGGCUGAUGAAGAUGUCCCUUUUGCAAACAAGGACGACUUGUACCGAGUAAUUGACUCGACUUCCGGCAGUGACGUGCCAUGGGAGUCUUUCUCUCUCUCAUAUAAUGGCGAGCUUCCCGAAGAAGACCCCCCAGAGUGGAUGAAACAGGAAUUUGAUGUUUGGUUUAGGAGUCCGCAUGCCAUCAUUCAAAACAUGCUAUCUAAUCGAGACUUCUGUGGUGAAACCAAUUUCAUGCCUUACCGGAAGUUUAGCAAGAAGGGAGAGCGAGAAUAUAAAGACUUCAUGUCAGGGGAGUGGGCCUGGAAGCAGGCCGACAAGAUCUCCGUGGAUCCAACAACCCAUGGCUCAUCAUUCGUGCCUGUUAUUCUAGGCAGCGAUAAGACCACAGUGUCAGUUGCGACAGGCCAAAAUGAAUAUUAUCCAGUGUAUAUAUCCAUUGGAAAUGUUCACAAUAAUGUCCGACGAGCACACAGGAAUGCUGUUGCAUUGCUGGGCUUUCUGGCCAUUCCAAAGACUGAGAAGAAGUAUGCAAAUGACGUCAAGUUUCGCAAGUUUCGCCGACAGUUAUUCCACACCUCCCUGGCUCGCAUUCUUCAAGAUCUCAAACCCGGGAUGCUAGUUCCGGAGGUUCUACGAUGCACUGACAUGCAUUUUAGGCGUGUUAUCUAUGGUAUUGGUCCAUACAUAGCUGAUUAUCCGGAGCAGGCUCUUCUUGCAUGUAUAGUUCAAGGGUGGUGUCUCGGUAACUGUAUUGCCUGGCCUAACAAUCUUGAUGGCGAAGGUGGUCGGCGCUCAGAAGAUCACACAGAGGUUCUUGCAAACUUCCUCAGUCCAGUGGUUUUGUGGGACCAAUAUGGUAUUGUUAGCGACAUAGUACCAUUCACACAUGAUUUCCCUCGUGCCGACAUACAUGAAAUUCUGGCUCCUGAUCUUCUUCACCAAGUCAUCAAAGGUACUUUUAAGGAUCACCUUGUGACUUGGGUAGAGGAUUACCUCCAUCUAACAUAUAGCAAGAAGCGGGCUGACGAGAUUUCGGAUGACAUUGACCGACGGAUUGCAGCAGUUCCCUCGUUUCCUGGCCUUCGACGAUUUCCUCAAGGCCGUGGAUUCAAGCAGUGGACCGGCGACGAUUCAAAGGCUCUCAUGAAGGUGUACCUCCCCGCUAUUGAAGGGCAUGUCCCCCCAGACAUAAUACGCACAUUCCAGGCUUUUCUCGACUUCUGUUACUUGGUACGGCACGAUACUCACAGUGACAGCACCAUCCAGAAAGUGCAAGAUGCCGUCAAGGAUUUCCACCACAGCCGCACCAUUUUUGAGACACUAGGUGUCCGACCAACAGGGUUCUCUCUCCCACGACAGCAUUCACUACAACAUUAUCCAUGGCUCAUUCGAAUGUUUGGGUCUCCAAACGGCCUCUGUUCGUCAAUAACGGAAUCACGACACAUUACGGCUGUAAAAGAACCAUGGCGCCGGUCAAGCAGAUUUGAAGCACUUGGUCAGAUGUUGCUGAUCAACCAGAGGCUCGACAAACUUGCGGUCUCUAGGGUGGACUUUACAGCCCGUGGGAUGCUUUCAGGCAGUAUCCUAGACUAUGUAAAGAAUUAUCACAAUGAUGCAAUGGAGGCUACAAGAGCUCUGGAUACAAGAGCGGAGCACCACAACACCGAAGACAACAACAACGGGGAUAGUGGGCCGGUCCCAGGUCCAUUGACACCUGGCUAUGUCAAACCAUCGGUUCGCCGUUUGCGUCAAUAUUCAACAAACUGCCACAAACUCAGUGUGCAGCUCAACCAACCCCGCCUUGUUGAGUUACUCCGGCGCUUCCUUUACAGCCAAGCGCACAUGAACAACCAUGACGCGCCCUCAGCCUUUAAUAUACCCCUGCACCAAUGCCCCAUGUUCAAUUCGAGGGUAGUUGCGACGCACUCGGCAGUCGCAUAUUUCUAUGCGCCAAGCGACUGCAGUGGAAUCGGUGGUAUGCGCCGAGAAACAAUUCGUGCCACGCCUUUGUGGCGAAAGCAUGCGGCUCGUUACGACUGUGCUUUUGUCGAGCGCGAUCCUUCAAUUCCAGGAAUCCGAGGACUCGAUGUCGUUCGCAUUUUUGCAUUCCUUUCUUUCUCACAUGAUAAUACUACUUAUCCAUGUGCUCUUAUACAGUGGUUCUCUCAUAUUCUGGAUGAGCCUGAUGAACUCACUGGGUUGUGGAAGGUCCAGCCUGAUACAAAUGACGAUGGAUCACCCAGUCUCGAAAUUAUUCAUUUAGACUGUAUCUUUCGUAGUGCACAUCUCAUGCCUGUAUUCGGCGAUUAUGGUCAUCGGUUCAUCCCAUCUGACAUUGAUUUCACUAACUCACUAGAUAAAUUUCCUACGUUCUACAUUAAUAAAUAUAUAGACCAUCAUGCCUUCGGACUUAGCCAAGGAUGAUUCAUAACUUGUCAAACUUGAUUUUAUACUUCAUGUACUUGGACCACGCUUGGAUAACACUUUGCUCAAAAUGUCUGAAUGCUUCUACUUAGACCAGCCUACGUGUCUAAAUGAAGUUGAAGUCUUGAAAGUCAGCAAAGCGUGACCAAGUUCCGUCAAGAAAUUUGACACUUUACUGAUGAACGCACGCUUUCAUAUCAUGUCAAGUGAUACUCCAACAACAACGUCGAAUGGUUGCUUUUGAACACGUCUCCUCUAAAAUACGAUGCCAAGUUGAGACCUUGAGGUUCAACACACAUCGGUAUCUGCUAUACGUAUACAAGGGUGAUCGUGGCUUGCGUGAUGCGUCUGUUUUUGUCCGCCUCAUAAUCUGUGAGUUUCAUCUUUGUUCGGCCUCCACGGCGCUGGUAUUGUCCACUCGGACAGUAUUUGAUAUCUUGUAAAAGG